Auanema sp. JU1783 is the source of this 426-nucleotide messenger RNA. Lineage: Eukaryota; Metazoa; Nematoda; Chromadorea; Rhabditida; Rhabditidae. The record is from the annotation of a GenBank genome assembly.
AUGUCCAUCCCAAAAGAGUUUUAUUUUGUUAUCGUCGGCCACAAUGAUCAGCCUUUGUUUGAGAUGGAUUUUCCUAUAGGGGAAAAGAAAAAGAGGGAAACAGAAAACAGGCACUUAAACCAAUUUAUAGCUCAUGCAUCCCUGGAUAUAGUCGAUGAGCAUACUUUAUCAAAUAACCAAAUGUAUUUAAAGACAAUUGACAAAUUUAAUGAGUGGUACGUGUCUUCUUUUGUAUCUGCUGGCAGAAUUCGGUUUCUUAUGCUCCACACUCAUAGAUGUGAUGAAGGCAUCAAGCAAUUCUUCCAGGAAAUGUACGAGACCUAUAUCAAGCAUUCCAUGAACCCUUUUUAUGAAAUUAACUCCCCGAUUAAGUCUACGGCUUUUGACCAGAAAGCUACGAUAUACGGUCGUAAAUAUCUUGUUUGA